This is a messenger RNA of Neurospora tetraspora, 4177 nucleotides long. RefSeq lists its product as uncharacterized. Gene Ontology annotation, molecular function: protein binding. The transcript has 2 exons. NCBI's taxonomy places the organism in Eukaryota, Fungi, Ascomycota, Sordariomycetes, Sordariales, Sordariaceae. The record is from RefSeq and is a predicted model, not a curated record. The coding region runs from base 124 to 3951 and encodes 1275 amino acids. Gene Ontology annotation, cellular component: membrane.
GUUUGUCUACCCGAAUCCUUCGACACCCCGAAACAACGCCAGCCCGUUGUUGCGCAUAGCCGCUCUCCCAAAAUAACCACCACUCCUUACCAGAUAUCUAUCCAGACACCAAAUCUAGUCAACAUGUCUCGACCCCGCGGUAUUCCUGAUGAGGAACUCUUCAUCAGCAGGCCUCGCCCUUCGGAUGAGGAUUGCGAUAGUCCCACCGUUGAGCCGCUGAGAAUCUUCAAGCCCAUGAGCCCGAAACCACCAGGUGCCGCCGAUAAGGCAUCUGAGAACCGCUACAAGUACCCCGCCCCGCCAACAUCGUCGGCAGCGUCGUCCGUCGCCCCUUUACCCGGCCUCCCGGGCCUACCUCCGUUGCCAUCCUUCCCUCUCCCGCCCGGAGCUUCGAGUUCGGCCGCCCCUCUCCCGUACCCGGACGACGACCUCUCUCGACCUACACAGGCCUCCAAGCCAGCCCGAGCACCAUACCCCGUCGAUGAUGUGCGCAGGCCCUCUCCGGCCUCCAGCACUGGGCGCAUCUACAGCCCCCCUCCGGCAUCCUCGAGCCCCCAGUUACACAACGAUACCACUCCGCGGUUGAACAUAAGUCCUAUUGAGAAGAAGCCUGGUUUGGCGGAUAGGCGCGGAGCUGUUCCCAAGCCUCUGCAGAGUCCCGAUAGUCCCAAUGGGGAUGAUCUGUUCGCGAAGCCCUUGGGUCGGCCUACCCAGCAGCCAGCCCAGCCUGCGCAUCCUGCGCAGAAAAUCUCCAAUGCCUAUCAGCAAAAGCCUUACUACCCUCCUCCCGGAGGUGGCAACGUUCGCAAAAACUCGGAGCCUAGCAUUGCUCGUAUCUCUUCGACGGCUUCGACUUCGACCACGAGGGCUAGCCGUGGGUCGCCUCCUCCUCCCGAGACACCCAUUGUUGAGCCGGGUGUGAUCCCAGGAGGCGGAAUCGAAGCGCGCUAUGCCGCUGCUGGUAUUUCGGGGACCGCAACCCUCACGAGUCUCCAGGCGCAAAGUGCGCAAAGUGCGGCGGCUCAGUCGCGUUUGGCGCAAUAUGGUGGACAGAGACCUCCGUCUCAACCACAGCACGCUCAGUCCCAGCAGCAACCUCAAGCGCAGGCGCAACCGCCUCGUCCUUGGACUCCCACCGAGUCUCCGGAUCAACAACCGUUCGGGCCCCCUACCGUCUACCAAGGCGAUGCGGUAGCCCAGAACCCUCAGCCAGCGAGGCCCCAGCCCCAGCAGCAGAAUAGCUUCAACCUUCCCAAGAACCCCGAGCCCGCGUCCAAUGCGCCGGCUGGAUCUAGCCUCCAAGUGAGCGUUCUGGAGCAGGACUUCCAGCGCAUGCAGGCUUCUACUCCUCCUCCGGCUUACAGCAGUGUCACUCCGAAUGCCUCUUCGAGCUACCCAGCUGAGAAACAACGACCGACCCAGGCACAUCCGGCCACUGCCAAUAACAACAAUGCCACUCCGAACCCAACCUCUCGCCCGGCAACAGCUGCUUCUGGAAGCAGUCGGCCAGUGAAUACUGCCUCUCCGGCGCCGUCUUCAUCCAUCCACAAGCCCAAGCCCGUUGCCGUUGUUGCUCCUCAAACUCCGGCGCAACAGCACCCCGGACACCCGGCUUUUGCCAAUGAGCCCCAGCAACACCCGGCUCAGGCUGCCCACAAUGUCGGACAUCCGGCCUUGCAACACACGCCGUCUCUCCUGGCUUCCACUCAGGCACCGCCGCCGUUGCCUGAAGGCUGGAUUGCCCACCUUGACCAGAACUCGGGUCAGUACUACUACAUCCACCUGGCCACUCAGGCCACGCAAUGGGAAUUCCCCAAGGGUCCCAACCCCAUCACCCACGAAGCGGCGCCCUUGUCUCCCACGGCGUCAACCUACGGCAACCCUCUUGCCUCACCUCUCCUCGGCGGCAAGGCCGGUUUAGCCUCUCCCAUGUUCCACCCCCAGACCCCCGGCUACGCCGAGAGCAUCAUGACCGUCGCCUCCGCCGCUCCCUCGGGCUUCACCGGCCCGCCCCCCAGCGCCGGCGUAGACAUGUACAAAAUCAUGCCCACCAACGGCGUCUACUUCGGCCCCUACCUGCGCUACGUCAACAUGGACCUGGAAAAGGGCAUCUGGCACGGCAGCAUCAUGAUCGUGACGGACGCGCCCCAACCUCCCACCAUCCACAUCCACCUCAGCGUCGACCUCUCCCCGAACCCGCGCCAGCUGAUCCCGCACAACAUCUGGACGCACCAGCGCUGGGUGUUCUACAAGUACGACAUGGACCUGCAAAUGUCCGAGCACGGCACCGAACGCUGGACCUAUGCCGUCACCUCGCACCUCGGCUGCACGCGCUACGAGUUCAUCGUCGCGGGCCGGUACGAGACCGGGUGGCGGAUGAUUGCGCAUUCCGGGAAUGACUUUGCUCCCUCUACAAACCAGAACGAGCGCGCCAAGCUCGGCGGGGUGGGCUUUAUGUGGAAGGAUAUCCUCCAGAAGAACGUCGAGUGCGGCGGGUUUCAUGUCCAGCUAGGUCUGGGCGACCAGAUUUAUGGUGAUCGACUCUGGCGCGAGGUGCCUAUCCUCAAGCAAUGGCUUAGCAUCGCCGGGAGAGAAAACAGGAAGAAUGUCCCUUGGACGGCGAGACACGAGGAAGAUGUUACGCAUGCUUACUUCCAUUAUUACACGAGCCACUUUGAUCAACCCUUCAUGCGCGAGGCGUUUGCGCAGAUUCCGCAUGUCUUGCAGAUCGAUGACCACGAUAUCUUUGAUGGGUUUGGAAGUUAUCCGGAGUACAUGCAGUCGUCGGCGAUUUUCAAGAAUAUUGGUCGCAUCGCUAUAGACAUGUACCUCCUCUUCCAGCACCACACCACCGUCGAAAUGCUCCGCAAUGUCUCAUCGGACAUGGACCUCUUCACCAUCACCGGCGCAGGAUGGCAUUUCGUCAAGUACCUCGGUCCCGCCGUCGUCAUCGUCGGUCCAGACUGCCGCUCCGAACGCACACAAACGCGCGUGAUGGCCGGUCCUACCUACCAAGGUCUGUUUCCAAAGGUGGCUAUGUUGCCGCCUAGCGUGCAGCAUUGUAUCUGGAUGCUAUCCGUGCCCGUGGUUUACCCGCGCUUGGAAACGGUGGAGACGCUGGCGAAUACGUUUGCGACGGGCAAGAAGGCGGUUAAUACGACGUAUAACUUGCUGGGCAAGGUGACGAGCUCGGUGGCGGGUGUGGUGGGUGGUAAAGAGGUGGUGGCGCACGGGUUUAAGGAAGUGAAAAGGGCGGUGGGGAAGAGUGGGUUGAUGGGCAAUGUGCUGAAUCAGUUUGGCGAGUUUGAUAUCGCGGAGGAGUUGAAGGAUUUGUGGACGCAUGAGAGUAAGGAUUUGGAGAGGACCUACCUUGUUCGAACACUACAAGGAAUCGCCCAGCAGAAGGGGAUUAGGAUGACGUUUUUGUCUGGUGACGUCAACAGCGCAGGCGCCGGCCUCCUGCACGACCCCUCCCACCCUUCCGACCACAAAACCAUGUACCAACUAAUCACCUCCCCCAUCGUCGCCGCCCCCUGCUCCUCCUACUUGCUCAAAGCCCUCCACUCCGGCUCCAACUCCAACAAAUUGCUUUAUGUGCCCCUAAACGGCCACAAAUCCACCCACGAAGUCUCCGACACCAAGGAGGACAUGAUGGAGAUCUUCCAUACCGAUGCGAGCGGGGCAGCGAGGGAGUAUAAGAAACUCAUGGCGAGGAGGAAUUAUGUCGCUAUUGUUGCUUAUGAUCCUGAGGCUGUUGCUGGGGGGAUGAAUGGUAUGCAACAACAACAGAAUGGGUAUGCUGCCAGCAUAGCGAGUGGCGGGAGUGGUGGUGGUUCCGGACUGAAUAAACUCAGUUUGGCGGUGGAUUUUGUGGUGCAGGGUGAUGGGGCGUUUACGGCUACGACCAAGUAUGGGCCGGUUAUUGUGCCGCAUUUGGAGUAUGGGCAUUAGGUUAGUUUAGUUGAGUAUGUAGUACUGGUAUGGUUGGUGCUGAAUGGGUAGGAGCGUUUGAUGUUGUUGUUUGGAUAUGAAUGGAUGGCGGGCGGGCGGUCUGUUGCUUUGUUCUGCGUUUGGAUAGCGGGGUGAAAGCGUGGUGGAGAGGAGAGCGUCGUGAUCGCUUUUUGUUCUGUUCUGUUCUGUUCUGCUGUAUGAUGAUCUGCAGCCCAGCUGGAUGUUU